AUGGCCAAAAAAUAUGAGGGACCUGCAAUUGGAAUCGACCUUGGCACGACCUAUUCAUGUGUCGCUGUAUGGCAGGGCCAAAACAAUAGAGCUGAGAUCAUAAACAAUGAUCAAGGAAACAGAACAAUACCUUCUUUUGUUGCAUUUACUAAUGCUCAAAGAUUGAUAGGUGAAGCUGCCAAAUAUCAGGCCGCCUCCAAUGCUUCAAACACUAUUUAUGAUGCAAAGAGAUUAAUUGGAAGAAAAUACAGUGAUAUCAUUACUCAGAAUGAUAUUCUAUUGUGGCCCUUUAAGGUCAUCGCCGGUAAUGAUGACAACCCCGUGAUUCUUGUUAACUACAAGGGUGAAGAAAAGCGUUUUUCUGCUGAAGAAAUAUCAUCUAUGGUUCUCACAAAAAUGAGGGAGAUUGCAGAAAAGUUCUUGGAGUCACCUGUUAAGAAUGCAGUGAUUACUGUUCCGGCAUAUUUCAACGAUUCUCAGCGGAAAGCCACAAAAGAUGCUGUUGCCAUUGCUGGCAUGAAUGUAAUGCGGAUAAUCAAUGAACCAACUGCGGCGGCUCUUGCAUAUGGACUUCAAAAGAGAGCUAAUUGUGUUGAAGAGAGAACUAUUUUCAUCUUUGAUCUUGGUGGUGGAACUUUUGAUGUGUCUCUCCUUACUAUUAAGAAUAAUGUCUUUAAAGUUAAGGCCACUGCUGGAGAUACUCAUCUCGGAGGAGAGGACUUUGAUAAUAGAAUGGUGAACCACUUUGUAGAGGAGUUCAAGAGGAAGCACAAGAAGGACAUAAGAGGGAACCCAGGAUCCUUGAGGAGGUUGCGAAGUAGCUGCGAGAGGGCAAAAAGGACUCUUUCAUUUGCUUCUGUCACUACUAUUGAUGUAGUAGCUUUAUUUGAAGGCAUUGAUUUGUAUUCAUCUAUCACUCGAGCAAAGUUUGAGGAAAUCAACAUGGAUCUCUUUGAAAAGUGCAUGAAGAUUGUCAAUAGAUGCUUUUGGGAUUCUGGAGUGGACAAGAGUAGUGUAGAUGAUGUUGUCCUUAUUGGAGGCUCGUCUAGAAUCUCCAAAUUGCAACAGCUUUUGCAAGACUUUUUUAAGGGUAAGGAUUUGUGCAUGAGCAUCAACCCCGAUGAAGCCGUUGCUUAUGGUGCAGCAGUCCAGGCUGCUUUGUUGAUCGAUGGCAUUAAGAAUAUUUCAGACAUGGUGUUGCAAGAUGUUACCCCGUUGUCUCUCGGUACUUCAGUAGAUGAAGAUAUCAUGGAUGUUAUAAUUCCAAAAAACACUUCCAUUCCUGUCAUUAAGUCUAAAAACUAUAAAACAGUUUAUGAUAAUCAAUCCUGCGUCUUGGUUGAUGUCUAUGAGGGUGAGAGAAUGAAUGCCAGUAAUAACAACUUGCUAGGUUCAUUUGAUUUUUCAGUUCCUCCUGCUCCUCAAGGCCAUAUUCCUAUCAAAGUACACUUUUCUAUAGAUGGUGAUGGUAUAUUAAAUGUAUCUGCAGAGGAAGAAACCAGUGGUAAUAGAAAAGAUAUUACAGUAACUAAUGAAAAUGGAAGACUCUCUAGCAAAGAAAUUGAGAGAAUGAUUAAAGAAGCUGAGAGUUUUAAGGCUGAAGAUACGAAACUUGAGCAGAAAGUUAAAGCAAAAAAUGACUUGAAUGAUUAUCUUUGCCAAGUGAGGAAAGUAAUUGCUGAUAAUGAUGUUAGUUCUAUGAUUUCUCCUGUUGACAAGUUGAAGAUCUAUACUGCUGUUGUGAAGGGCCAAAAAUUGUUGGAUGGCAAUAAGAAUGAAGAAGCCAAUGUGUUUGUUGAGUUUUUGAAGGAUUUAGAGAGCAUGGUUGAUUCUGCUUUGUACAAGAUCACAAAUGGAGUUUGA
This is a messenger RNA of Vicia villosa (hairy vetch), 1863 nucleotides long. Its product is annotated as heat shock 70 kDa protein 4-like. Gene Ontology annotation, cellular component: cytoplasm. The record is from RefSeq and is a predicted model, not a curated record. Bases 1 to 1863 code for a protein of 620 amino acids. NCBI's taxonomy places the organism in Eukaryota, Viridiplantae, Streptophyta, Magnoliopsida, Fabales, Fabaceae. Gene Ontology annotation, molecular function: ATP binding; ATP hydrolysis activity; ATP-dependent protein folding chaperone. The transcript has 2 exons. Gene Ontology annotation, biological process: protein refolding; cellular response to unfolded protein.